AUGAUCGGGAUUAUUCCUCGGGAAUAUUACCUCGAAAAGAAAGAUGCAGAAGACAUUUGCAAUGAGAAACUCAGAAAGAGUGCUCUAGCAACCUAUAUGACAGAUACAGACAGGCAAGACAGCACAGACACGGGUGCAGACACCACAGAUGAUGAUGAUGAUCGCCGUGAGACGCCCAAGAAAUCCACAGAUGAUGAUCAUCAUGAAGAUCCUGAGACACCCCAGCACUCCAAGGAGACCAAAAAAUCCAGCACUAAGGAUAGGGUAGCAGUGCUUGAAAAGCGUUACCAAUCACUUAAAAGAAAACUAAACGCUUUGGAAGACAGGUUAUUGGAUAUGGAAGAAAAACCUCGAGAACAAAAUGAUGCUGAAUCCAACUUGAUAGAAAAGGUGAAACACCUUCAAUCUACCGAUGUUCAAGACGUUAUCGUAACGCUCUCACAACAAGUCUUCACAAAAGAGGAACUCAUAAAUCGUAGUGUAACAGGCAAGAAGUCCCAUCUCGGCCAAAAGCCCCCACUUAAAACUGAACUCUACAAUGAGUUGCAACGAGUUUGCAUGCUAAAGACGGGUUGCUCGAAGGAUGUUUUCAGGUCAAAGUUCAGAAAUCUGCAGAAGGUACUAGAUCAUCCACGAUAUGCAGGGGAGUGGCCUCAAGUGGCUAAGCUGAUCAGGAUAAAUGAUAAGAAAGGAACAUACAAGAUCCAAUGGGAGAAACUGCCUGUCAAGUUAAACAAUACUGAUAGUGAAAGUGGAAAAGUAUCUGAAGAAAAUGGUUUAUUGUCAGAAGCUGAUAUGAUAGGUCCAUCAAUUGAACCAGAUGGUAUUGAUACUUCUGGAAAGGGCAGAGUUAGAAGAAAACCUAGUUGGAUGAAUGAUUAUAUUGCCUAA
Owenia fusiformis is the source of this 891-nucleotide messenger RNA. The record is from the annotation of a GenBank genome assembly. Lineage: Eukaryota; Metazoa; Annelida; Polychaeta; Sabellida; Oweniidae.